AUGCGCAACAAAAUGACAACGGGAAACAUUUGCCAAUGUGGAAGAGGUGAGACAAAAAACAGCAGAAGCACUAAAAGACAUCAAAAUUGGAGUGAUUGCUGGUGCUCCUUGAGUUUCACUGUGCCACCCAAGGAUGAUGAGAAAGAUGCUGGAAAGUCAGCCAAGAAAGACAAAGACCCAGUGAACAAAUCUGGGAUGAAGGCCCAAAAGAAGUGGUCCAAAGGCAAAGCUUGGGACAAGCUCAAUAACCUAGUCUUGUUUGACAAAGCGACACAUGACAAACUCUGUAAGGAAGUUCCCAACUACAAGCUCCUAACCCCAGCUAUUGUCUCUAAGCAACUGAAGGUCUGCAGUUCCUUGGCCAGGGCAGCCCUUCAGGGGCUCUUUAGUGAAGGGUUUAUUAAACUAGUUUCAAAGCACAGAGCUCAAGUAAUUUACACAAGAAACACAAAAGGUGGGGAUGCCCUAGCUGUUGGUGAAGAUGCAUGAACAACAGGUCCCACCAGCUGCACAUUUUGAAAAAUAAAACUGUAUUAAAUCACUAAAAAAAAAAGGCAUCAAAAUUGACACGUUCAAAAACUGUUUUGAGCACUGGAAAAAACGUCUUGAUAGGUGUGUUGCAUC
Phyllostomus hastatus (greater spear-nosed bat) is the source of this 624-nucleotide messenger RNA. Its product is annotated as 40S ribosomal protein S25-like. The record is from RefSeq and is a predicted model, not a curated record. Lineage: Eukaryota; Metazoa; Chordata; Mammalia; Chiroptera; Phyllostomidae. Gene Ontology annotation, cellular component: cytosolic small ribosomal subunit. The transcript has 2 exons. Gene Ontology annotation, molecular function: structural constituent of ribosome. The coding region runs from base 1 to 489 and encodes 162 amino acids.